AUGCCAUCCAUCCCCGAGGCAGAACUAAUCCGCCUCCAGGCGACCCAAGCCCACGUCCGGAAUAUCUGUAUCCUGGCCCACGUCGACCACGGCAAGACCACACUCUCAGACUCUCUCCUCGCCUCCAACGGAAUCAUCUCCUCAAAGCUUGCAGGAAAAGUCCGCUUUCUGGACUCUAGGGCGGACGAGCAGGAGAGGGGGAUUACGAUGGAGAGCAGUGCUAUCUCGUUGUAUUUCAAGAUUCGGCGUCGUGUCGCGGCUGCUUCUAUUGCUGCGGCUGCUAACAAGGCGGCCGCGUCAGCUGCGGUGACUUCGGGAAAUGUCACGGAUCAGAGCAACGAUACCACCACCGCUACAACAGCAGCAGCAGCAAAGGAAGAGGAUAGUGCGGCAAACAGUGGGACGUCGACACCUGCAGACUCGGUUGCGGAGGAGUACUUGAUCAACUUGAUUGAUUCGCCAGGACAUGUGGAUUUCUCGGGAGAGGUUUCGACGGCCUCCCGGCUCUGUGACGGAGCCCUCGUCCUCGUCGAUGCCGUCGAAGGUGUUUGCACCCAGACGCAUACGGUGUUAAGACAGGCAUGGAGGGAGUCGGUACGUCCAGUACUGGUAAUCAACAAGAUCGAUAGGCUGAUUACAGAAUUGCAGUUCACACCCUUGGAGGCCUACCUCCAUCUCAACAAGAUCCUUGAGCAAGUCAAUGCCGUCAUGGGAACCUUUUUCUCUGAGAACGUCCUCGAAGAAGACUACAGGAAGAAGGCCGAGAAGAAGAAAGAUCAGGAAGGAAAGGAAGAAAAGGAAAGCACGACGGGAUUAGAGGACAUGUUCUCGGACUGGCACGUUGAGACCCAGGACGAUUCACACAUCUACUUCCACCCAUCCCAGGGCAACGUCAUCUUUGCCUCUGCCAUCGAUGGUUGGGCGUUCAGAGUGGACCAGUUUGCGGCGAUAUAUGCGCAGAAGCUUGGGAUGAAGGAAGGGGUGUUGCGCAAGUGUUUGUGGGGUGAUUUUUAUCUGGAUCCCAAGACGAAGCGGGUGAUCGGGUAUAAGGGUCUGAAAGGCAGAGCAUUGAAGCCCUUGGCGAUUCAUCUUGUGCUGGAUAACGUCUGGAAGGUCUAUGAUGUCGUUGUUUGCAACCCGGACAAGGAAAUGACGGAGAAGGUGGUAAAGUCGCUGAACUUGAAGGUGCUGCCGAGAGACAUGAGGUCUAAGGAUACCCGAGCAGUGUUGACAACCAUCUUUUCACAGUGGCUCCCUCUCUCGACAUGUGUCCUCUUGGCAGUCGUGGAACAACUCCCCUCCCCUGCAGCAGCACAAAAGAUCCGGAUGCCCAAGAUGUUGCACCCCUUCGAGACUACACCCCCUGAGCCCACCGAGGAUUGGGAGAAGGGUAUGGUCAACUGCGACCCUGCCUCGGGAGUGGUUGCCUAUGUCAGCAAGAUGGUCAGUGUGCCACUGGAUGUCUUGCCCAAGAACAAGCGCAAGACUUUGUCGGCCGAGGAGAUGAGGCAGCGAGGACGUGUGCAGCGGGAUCAGCUGGUAGCGGCAGCCAAAUCGGCCGAGUUGGGUGAGGUCGGAGUGCAUUUGGAUGUGGAUGAGGUGAUUGCUAACAGGUUGCAGAAGGAGGCGGAGGACAAGGCCGCGGCUGAGGAACUUGAGGGUAAAGAGGUUCUGAUUGGAUUUUCGAGAAUAUAUUCUGGAACUGUCCGUGUUGGACAGAAGCUGAAGGUUUUGGGACCCAAGUACGAUCCUGCCAACCCGACCCAGCACUGUAGUGAGGUCACUGUCGACAGUCUGUUUAUGAUCAUGGGACGGGAUCUGAUUGGACUGGACCAGGUGCCCGCAGGAAACGUUUUUGGUAUUGGUGGACUGGAGGGCCAUGUGUUGAAGUAUGGAACUCUUUGGAGUGCCGAGUGGGAAGGCGGUCAGAACUUGGUCGGAAAAGGUUUGGAGACGACGCCUAUUGUCCGUGUUGCCCUGGAGCCCGAGGAUCCCUCACAGAUGGCGCAAUUGGUCAGAGGUCUGCAGUUGCUCAACCAGGCAGAUCCCUCGGUCCAGGUGUUGACUCAGGAGACAGGAGAGCACGUUAUUCUGACCUCGGGAGAGGUGCAUCUUCAGCGGUGCAUGGCUGAUUUGAGAGAGCGGUUCGCCAGGAUCGAGAUCUCGAUGAGUGAGCCUAUUGUUCCCUUCCGUGAGACUGCUGUGAACGCACCCGCACAGAUUGUGACCUCGAGCGCGAUGGCUGUCAACGAAGCUCAGGCCAGGGACCAGGGCGAGAAGUUGAUUGCCAAGAGCGAUACGGGAGCCCGUGGAACCAUUGUUGCGACAACCGCUAACCGCCAUGUUAGAUUCGUCGUCCGAACAGUCCCCAUCCCUGAAGAUCUCAAGAAGUACCUAUUGGACCAUGCGGAGCAAAUCCAGACCUAUGUCGAAGACAACGGCGGCAACGCUAACGCCAAGAACAACUCUGGAGCAGCAGUUUUGUUGGGAGAAGUCGAGACUGGAGAGAAGGCCAAGGCACAAAAGAAGCUGUUGGAUGGGCUGACACCGUUGUUUGCGCAGGCCGGCGAGGACUGGAAGGGUCGUGAGAAGGAUAUCCUGGCGUUUGGACCUCGUCGUGUCGGACCUAACCUGUUGAUCAAUCAGCUCGGAUUCGACUUUUCUCGUAACCGCGGCAACAACUCUAACACUACCGAUGCGGAGGAGGGCGGUAGCAAUGGGGGAAUCACGGUGCAGGAUAUGGCCGAGUCGAUUCAGACCGGGUUCCAGAUUGCGACCAACGGAGGACCUCUGUGCGGGGAGCCCAUGCUCGGAAUGGCGUUCUUCUUGCAGGAGAUUGAGAUUCUGGAUUCUUCACAGGAGGUUGGAGGUGAGGGACGAUCCAAGAUGGCGGUGUCGAGUGGACAGGUGAUCACGAGUAUGAGGGAUGCCUGCCGACUCGGCUUCCUUGAAUGGAGUCCCCGUCUCAUGCUCGCCAUGUACUCCUGCGACAUCCAGACUACCGCUGAGGUGCUGGGUAAGGUGUACGCAGUCAUCGCGCGCAGAAAGGGCAAGAUCCUCCACGAAGAGAUGAAAGAAGGCACACCGUUCUUCUCCAUCCAAGCCCUCCUCCCUGUUGUCGAAUCGUUUGGGUUCUCGGACGAUAUCCGCAAACGGACGUCUGGUGCCGCGUCCCCGCAAUUGAUUUUCUCGCAUUUCGAGGUGUUGGAUAUGGAUCCGUUCUGGGUUCCUAAUACGGUUGAGGAGUUGGAGGAUUUGGGAGAGAAGGCGGACAGGGAUAAUGUUGCAAAGAAGUAUAUGGAUGUGGUGAGGAAGCGGAAGGGUCUUUUUGUGGAGCAGAAGAUUGUUGAGCAUGCUGAGAAGCAGAGGACUCUGAGGAAGAAUUAG
This is a messenger RNA of Linnemannia hyalina, 3387 nucleotides long. NCBI's taxonomy places the organism in Eukaryota, Fungi, Mortierellomycota, Mortierellomycetes, Mortierellales, Mortierellaceae. The record is from the annotation of a GenBank genome assembly.